UCACUCUCUCUCUCUCUCUCUCUCUCUCUCUCUCUCUCUCUGUCCCUCUCUCCCUCUCUCUCUGUCUCUCUCUGUCUCUCUCUCUCUCUCUCUCUCUUUCUCUCUCUCCUCCCCAUCCCCCGUCCCUGCUCUAAACCCGGCAGAAGAGUGAGGGAGCAAAGGAAGGAUUGUCUUGGGAGGGGGAGGGGAUUGUGCCAUUCGCACUCGGCACUGUUGCAAUUUCCUCUGCUGACUGAAGUUGGUAUGAAACUUUGCUGACAGCGAUGAAAAGCCAUGGCUUUCUGCUCUGCUCAUUCAUGUGAGGCAGGCAAGAGCAAGGCCGAACUCCACCAGGAACCUGCACUGUCCCAGUAACUGCAGACAUCGGAGACCUGCUGUGGCCCCUCACUCCUGUGUGAUUCGAACAAAAUAACUUCCAAGUGUGGGGAAGUGUGCCUGAAGGCCGGAGCUUUGCAUUAACGGUUACACUGGGGUGUGUGACACUCUCUCAGUAACCGAGAGGGAGAGAAGCUGCAGGUUAUGCUGUCCCAAAGACAUUCACUGAACUUGCGUGAAAAGGAAAAGGGUUAAAAAGAGACGUCUUUAAUUACGUGCUGAUAACUACGCUGAGGUGACACAAUGGAUUUGCCAGUUUCACCUGAAAUUCACAUUGUUGUUCAGGGUACUGAGCAGGAUGCGCUUCCUACAGCGCCCCUCAGGAUUGAAGAUGAUGAGGAGGAUGAUCUGAACAAAACCUGGGGUGUUGAGAGGUUCGAUGAUCUCCUCCACGAUGCAUCCAGUCGGAAUGUGGAUGAAGUGCGGCGCACCUUCGAUGAGGCAGAUUUUGAGUAUCACCGUCACUCUUCCCUUCACACCCACCACCCCCUCUCCACACACCUGCCAUCGGAGGGCCGCAGGAAGAAGGGCAGCCAGAAGAAGAGCAAGAAGACGGCCUCUUCCCCAACCGGCGCGCCCACCAUCGAGGAAGGGGAUGAGGAGGAUGAGCAGAGCGAUGGCGCGGAGAAGAAGGAGCCCAAGGAAGGCCCUGUCCCAUCCGACACCGCUGGAGACGUUCAGUUCUUUAUGCCUGAUGAGGAGUUGGAAGUUAGCACGGCUUCACUGAAAGCACCGGAUGGCAGCCAGAAGCAGCAGGACGCACCAUCUCCCCAGACGGAGCCUGACACAGACAUCCAACGCAGUCAGCUCAGCAAGAGCACUGAGCACAUCGCAUUGAGGGCAGCCGCAGUCAGCGCCCCCAGUCUGCUGGAGGAGAGCCGGGUCCUACUGAAGACACCACUGGCCCAUCGCAGCAGUUACGACCUGAAGGAGCGGCGGCGGAUCGGGAGCCAGACCACCGUCAAUGAGGCCAAGUUCCAAAAGAUACCGACCGACGAGCUGGAGGCAGAGAUGUUGGCUGUGGCCGAUUUGGACUAUAUGAAAAGUCACCGAUUUGAGGAUGUUCCGGGAGUGCGACGGCACUUGGUCAGGAGGAGCACAAAGGGGACAGUUGUACAUGUGGGGAAGGAUCAGUCUGAGCUCUAUCCCAAGGCCAAGAAACCCGAUCGGCAGCCGCAUGAGGUGUUCGUUGAACUGAACGAGUUAACGAUGGAUAAGAAUCACGAGAUGCAGUGGAAGGAGACGGCCAGGUGGAUCAAGUUUGAGGAGGAUGUGGAAGAGGAAACGGAUCGCUGGGGAAAGCCACACGUGGCUUCACUCAGCUUUCGGAGUUUGCUGGAACUCAGGAAGACAUUGGCACAUGGAACAGUUCUCUUGGACUUGGACCAGAAAAGUUUGCCGGGUAUUGCACAUCAGGUAGUGGAACAGAUGAUCAUCUCUGACCAGAUCAAAGCCGAGGAUCGAGCCAACGUUCUGCGGGCGCUGCUCCUCAAACACAGCCACCCCAACAAGGACAAGGACUUCUCGUUUUCACGCAACAUCUCAACGGCAAGCUUGGGCUCACUGAUGGCCCACCAUCACAGCCAAAAUCACAUCGCUCCGACCUCCGAUCCCUCCGUCACACAGCCACUGAUGGGGGAGAGCACUGACGCCGAGGUCAAAGUGACAGUGGACAGCACCGAGAAAGAAUGUCCACUGUCUGAGAUGACCAGAUCAAGAUCCAAGCACGAACUGAAGCUCCUGGAGAAAAUCCCCUACAAUGCAGAGGCCACCGUUGUACUUGUCGGGUGUGUUGAGUUCCUGGAACAUCCGACCAUGGCGUACGUUCGGCUGCAGACAGCAGUGGAGCUGGAGUCGGUGUUGGAGGUUCCCAUCCCAGUCCGUUUCCUCUUCAUCUUGCUGGGACCGACCACCAGUAACAUGGACUACCACGAGAUCGGGCGCUCCAUCUCCACCCUUAUGUCAGACAAGAACUUCCAUCGAGCUGCUUACCAGGCAGACGACCGGAACGAUUUGUUGAAUGCAAUCAACGAGUUCCUGGACAGCAGCAUCGUCAUCCCUCCCUCCGACGUCCCUGGAGAGGAACUGCUGCUCUCGGUCGCACAGUUCCAGCGCAAGAUGCUGAAGAAGAGACAGGCGAAAGAGGAGAAGGCGUUGUCCAAAGAGGUCAAGAGUCAGGAGGAAAGAGCUCUCCUGAAGCCAAAGAAGUCGGAUGAUGAGGACCCUCUGAGGCGGACAGGGAAACCGUUCGGUGGGAUGAUCCGGGAUGCUGCCCGCAGGUAUCCUCAGUACCUGAGUGACUUUAAGGACGCCCUGAACCCACAGUGUAUGGCCGCCAUCAUCUUCAUUUACUUCGCUGCCCUUUCUCCAGCCAUCACAUUCGGAGGGUUGCUUGGGGAGAAGACCAUGGGUUUGAUUGGUGUCUCAGAGCUCAUCAUUUCAACAGCCAUACAGAUGAUUAUCUUCGGUUUGUUGGGGGCACAGCCGCUGCUGAUCGUUGGGUUUUCUGGCCCAUUGCUUGUAUUUGAAGAAGCUUUCUUUAAGUUCUGUGACUCGAACAGCAUGGACUACCUGACUGGCCGGGUGUGGAUUGGGUUCUGGCUGAUUGCCAUCGUGGUGCUGAUCGUAGCGUUUGAGGGCUCCUUCCUCGUGCGAUUCAUCUCCAGAUUCACCCAGGAAAUCUUUGCUUUCCUCAUCUCAAUAAUAUUUAUUUAUGAAACAUUCUACAAACUGGUAAAGAUUUUCAAGGACCAUCCUCUCCGUGGCUGUACCAACAGUACCCAGAAUGUAACCCUUCCAUCUAUCACCUUCCAAAACACCACUGACAUGAGCAAAGGGAGCGUGAAACGGAUGGGGGAGCCAAACACGGCACUGCUCUCGCUGGUCCUGAUGGCAGGCACCUUCUUCAUCGCCUUCUUCUUACGCAAGUUUAAAAACAGCCGUUUCUUCCCCGGGAGAGUUCGGCGUGUGAUUGGGGAUUUCGGCGUUCCUAUAGCGAUCCUCAUCAUGGUCCUGGUGGACUAUUCCAUCCAGGAGACCUACACCCAGAAACUGAGUGUUCCCACUGGUCUGUCUGUCACUUCUCCGGACAAACGUGGUUGGUUUAUUAAUCCUCUGGGGAGGGGUGGUGACUUCCCCAUCUGGAUGAUGUUUGCCAGCGUGAUUCCCGCCAUCUUGGUUUUCAUCCUCAUCUUUAUGGAGACAAUGAUCACUACACUAAUCAUCAGCAAGAAGGAGAGGAUGUUAACCAAAGGAUCUGGGUUCCACCUGGACCUCCUGAUCAUCGUGGCGUCGGGAGGGGUGGCAGCCCUGUUCGGAUUGCCCUGGCUCGCUGCAGCCACAGUCAGAACCGUCACCCAUGUCAACGCACUCACCGUGAUGAGCAAGUCUGUGGCGCCCGGAGAUAAGCCCAAGAUUGAAGAGGUCAAGGAGCAGAGGGUGACGGGACUGGUUGUGGCAGUCCUGGUGGGCCUGUCCAUUGUGAUUGGUGACCUCCUACGGAAGAUCCCGCUGGCUGUGCUGUUUGGAAUCUUCUUGUACAUGGGUGUCACCUCACUGAAUGGGAUCGAACUGUACGAACGCAUCCAGCUGCUGCUCAUGCCUUCCAAGCACCACCCGGACCACGUGUACGUGCGGAAGGUGAAGACUCUGCGGAUGCACUUGUUCACCAUCAUCCAGAUCUUCUGCCUGGCCAUUCUCUGGGCCGUCAUGUCCACUGUGGCCUCGCUCGCAUUUCCUUUCGUGCUCAUCCUGACCGUUCCCCUGAAGGUUUUUGCACUCACCAGGAUUUUCACGGAUCGAGAGAUGAAAUGUCUGGAUGCAGACGAUGCCCAACCCACCUUUGAUGAGAAGGAGGGGCUGGAUGAAUAUGACGAGCUCUCGAUGCCGGUGUGAGGCUGUGGAAGCAGCUGUAAUCCCAUUGUGAUGCCGGGCAAGGAUGGAGGAGCCAGUCAACACCUGUCACCGUUAACCUGUCCAGCAACACCUGUCACCGCCAACAUCCGUCACCGUCAACCUGUCCAGCAACACCUGUCACCGCCAACAUCUGUCACCGCCAGCGCCUGUGUCAACAUGUCACCGCCAACAUCUGUCACUAUGAAACAAUCAGUACCGACGUAUAUUGGUAUCGACAUCUGUCAGUAUCAGUGUGUGUCACCAAGGUCCAUCUUGUCAUGACAACAUGUGGUGAUCAAUUCCUUGUCACCAAAGUCCAUCUCGGCCAAAUCACUCUCCACCUCUGUCAGGGUUACUGGUCACCUUGAGAGCCAGGCAGGUUGGGACCAAGCUCCGGCCACACAACCAGCGGAGACCAGAAUUCACAGACCAGUCGUACGUUUAGGAAUUCCUUUAGGUUUCAACGUCAGAAAAGAGAAAGACGAUGGACAAAGCCAUGCCAGUGAUCCAGAACUUUGUGAAGGUCAUUGAGAUACCAGAGACUGUAAUGUUGUUCCGUAGUGAGAGGCCGAGGAAGAUGAGCUGGUGGUCUGGUCUCAUCUCAGAGAUACACCUCGGCUGCACGAUGGGUUCAACCAGUUAAUCCCAGAGACAGGUCCUGGUGCUGUUCAAUCACCUCCACCCCUCAACCGCUCCUCCAAACCCCGUCCUCCCUCCCACAGCUCUCCCCACCCUCUCCCACACCUCCUCCCCACCUCCCACAUGAAAACAUUGAGCUGCUGUCAGAUGCCAAGAUUCGAUCCUUUCCUCUGUAACCCCCCCCCCCCAGUGCCCUCUGACCUUUGGCCUUUUCCGUAGCCUGUUGGAUUUGAUUGAAUUCCCAAGCCCUUCGCGAUCGACUGCUGGUCUUGACGUGAACAUUAUAUUAUUCUGCCCUCACAUCUCCAGCCUUGAGGCUGUUCUGUCAGCUUCCUGUUCCUGGGACAGGCGGUGGGUUACCCAGGCACGAAGCUGCCAGUUCACCCUGAUCUCCAGGACCCAUAGCUGCCACUUGUCUGGAGGUUUUCCAGCCCAAGUGGAGAUGGUCUCCUCCCUUGUGGAAAGAGUUGGAUAGAAACGGUUUGAUUUGCAGUUGUAGCUGGGUGCUGUUUGGCUUAAUUCCAGCUGAGUUCUAGGUGUGUGGAAUCUGCCCAGGAGCUGACAGCCACACCAGCUGCACUGGGCACUGAGAUGAGACCUUGGUUAGCAUUACUUGCUUCGAAUUGUGCCAAAGAUCUGUUUUAUUUGUGAGGUGAGUGGGUCAGGUGUGGGCUGACUGGUCAACUACAGGGCAUUGGGAAUGGGGAAGCUGUGGGGAGGGGAGUCUCUGCCCCAGGGAUGUGUUACCUCAGCAGAACCAAGCCCAGUCAUAUGGCACAGAAACAGGCCCUUUGGCCCAACUGGUCCAGGCUAACCAAGGAUCCCAUCUAAGCUAGUCCCAUUUUUGACCCACAUCCCUUUAAACCUUUCCUAUCCAUGUACCUAUCCAAGUGUCCUUUAAACAUUGUUAUUGUACCCGCUGUACCUCUGCUCCACAGAGAAAGCAAAAGGUACAAUCUCAAUAACUGGUGACACUUCGUACCUUGCAUCAGUCUGCCACAGUGCUCACUGCAUGACCAGCAGGUCCCAGUGCCAAUGGUUCAGUGGGGUUUCCAGUGGUAGGUCCCAGUGACAGGAUCCAGUGUCAAGCCAGUGGCAGGUCCCAGUGCCAGUUGGUCUAAUGCUGGUCAGUCCAGUGGGUCCGACCCAGUGCUGGUCAGUCCAGUGGGUCGUACUCAGUGCUGGUCAGUCCAGUGGUGGUUCCAGUGCUAGUCAGUCCCAGUGGGUCAUACUCAGUGCUGGUCAGUCCAGUGGUGGUUCCAGUGCUGGUCAGUCCCAGUGGGUCGGACUCAGUGCUGGUCAGUCUAGCAGCAGGUGGCGGUGCCAGUAUGGCCAGAAAAGCACUGGUCCCAAGUGCCCCAGUGAGGGGGGAACUGAGCAUCAGUCCAUGUCCUCGGUCAGCACCAGCUGCUGUGUCCACCUCUGCCACUGUGGGCCCCACACCCUCUGCCCCUCCACACUGGCCCAUGGCUUCAACAGGUUAAACUUAUAUUUAUACAGACCAAUGUCAAUUACUUUAGAUUUCUAGUUAAAAUCCAAGUGAUCUUAUUGUUAUCUUGUAUAUUUGUACUGUAGGUGUUCACCUUGAAUGACCUGUAUAAAAAUCAUUUUGUAGUAGAA
Pristis pectinata (smalltooth sawfish) is the source of this 6528-nucleotide messenger RNA. RefSeq names its product anion exchange protein 2-like. Gene Ontology annotation, biological process: transmembrane transport; bicarbonate transport; regulation of intracellular pH. Gene Ontology annotation, cellular component: basolateral plasma membrane; apical plasma membrane; plasma membrane. The coding region runs from base 619 to 4269 and encodes 1216 amino acids. The record is from RefSeq and is a predicted model, not a curated record. Lineage: Eukaryota; Metazoa; Chordata; Chondrichthyes; Rhinopristiformes; Pristidae. Gene Ontology annotation, molecular function: solute:inorganic anion antiporter activity; monoatomic anion transmembrane transporter activity. The transcript is spliced from 23 exons.